AUGCAUAAUCUAACCAUGCUAGUCCUCAUUGUUAGUGGAAUCGUGUUAUGCAUGGUAGACCCUUCAUAUUCCAAUACUUGCAACUGUCAUUGUGGCCAUACCUACUAUGGCGCCUCUACAGAUGACAGUUCCAAAGCUCCUUAUGGAUCAAAAGCUAAUCCGGGUUUUUCAUGUAAAGAUAUCAACACCAAUAAUGGAAAACAAAAUGGCAUUUAUUGGAUCAGGCUAACGGGUAUGAUACAAUAAGUAAAUAUUUACUAUUCACUCUGGCCAUUUUCUGUACGCGUAUGCUAUUAAAGUAACAGUCAACGUAACUGAUAUUAUGAUUAUAGUUUCAUGAUUUUCUUUAUUCAAAAAAAUGAUAAAAAUUUGCGUUUGACAACUCCCCAGUAAAGUAAUUCUUAAGUGAUAAUCAAAUGCAAAAUGCUUUAAUCCUUAUCAAAUUCUCUCAAAUAAUAGCGGAGCUCUCGCGCCGAAGCGCGCCAGCGGAGCAUCAUGGGUAAGAAAAUGAAGUAAAUCUACCCAUCCGAGAAAAUUGCCCGAGCAACCGUCCGUCCGCACCACAGACAUACCAAUGCAAAAUAACUCAAUCAACAGGUGUGGCAACCCAAAUGCAACUCGAGGUUAUUUUGGUGGGAAAUCGCAUAGCCACCGCCAUCUUGUAAAGCAGAGAUAACUAAAGAGCCUGAAUAAAGACUAAAACGGAAAGCGGAAAUUGUUUCUGUAUCCGUUUUGUCUAAAGUAUUUAGCUUAGAUUAAUUGUCAUGUCCACAAAUUUGGAAUGUAGAGCAGGAGAAAGACAGAAAGCUCAAAGAAAAAGGGCGUCAGAGAUCUAGAGCGAGAGAUAAAAAACAAAGGAGACAUUUUUCUGCUGGAAGAAUAACAUGAAAAUUUUGUAGCGGCGGACAAAAUGAAUGCAAGCGGCCACCAAUGUAAGGUGAUAAUGAGCGGCAGUGAAAAAAAAGUGAUCGAGAACACGUAUUCACGUUGUAGUCGUGCAAAACAACGGCAAAGAAAUGUACAAAAAAGUGUGCUGCACAAUCAAAGUUGCUUUUUUGCUAAUUAUACCUAUUGUUGUUUUUCACCGUUCUCCGGCGUUGCCUUCGCCGCUUAGCAUUACACGAUUUUAUAUUUUGUUUGAACAAACUAUAAAUAUCAUCGAAAGCUUCGCUUUUAACCCUGGCUGAAUCUAUAUAUUACUUUUAGGAAUUGAAUGGAGAUUUAUGUGAGGAAGGUUUCUAUAACAUUGCUUUGCACCCUACAUGAAAGAGUUGCCAGUCUAUUGCGGGGCUAGCCCAGGUAGUAUUUCCCAGGUCCCGUUGUUGAAACGUUGGAUAGCGCCAUCCAUCAUGUCAACCGGCUAAAUCCCUAUCCAGAGGAUAGGUAUUAAGGAAACUAAUUGUGUUACCACUAGAUAGAGAUUAAUCCAAUGGAUAGCGUUAUUCACCUUUAGAACAACCCCAGGGCGGGCCCAGGGUUAAAAUUUGAGACAUACUGGAAAACACUUCUUGUCUUAAAAGACACGGGCGUAAACCCGGACUGCUACACCUGUAAAUAUUUGAAGUUCGAGGUGUUUAAAACUGCUCAUCCACCGCACCAGAACUAACCAUUGCAUAAAACAUCUCUUAUACUUACAGAUGAUGAGAAGCCUUUCCCAGUAUACUGUGAUAUGGCCGCUGGAGGUAAGUAAUUCAGUUACAUCUUAAUUGAUUCGUUCAGCGAGAAAAUUGCAUUUCCGCGCCCGUGAAAUACCUAAAAGAACGCCGUCUCUAACAUGUAAAACAUAAUGUUAGUCUUAAUGAAAAUAUAAUUGGAAUUUGCAAAUAUCUAUAGACUGGGACGUGAAAACUAAAGUAUCCAAAAUAGAUAUCACUCUGCUUCCGGCGACUCGGAAAUGGGUGUUUUGCAUACAUAGUUGCGUAAAGUUGGUAAAUUCGAAGUAAAGUCUCGACCUUGUGGUGUGCCCGAAUAUUUUAAAUCCGGAAGAGUCUAAAGUGAAUACUCUGUAUCCGAAUGAAAGCUAUAAACUGUUAAAAAUUCAUACUUGGCUGUGAGGGCUAGGGGAAUAAAAGAAAAGAAAUCAUCUUAUUAGAGGCCCUGCCAGGGUAAAUUCCGACAAGCGACAUGACCCAAAAAGUAGCGACAGAGCCUAAAAUGAAAUGGCGACAAGCGACAACCUCCCGCUGCCAAAUUGCGACAGUGACGGCAAAGCCGAGAAUAUGCGACAAAGAACGGUGGUUUGGCUAAUUUAUCACCAGUCUGAAUGCCUAGAAGAAGUAAUUUUCGUCAAUUUUCCUUACGCUUCAGAGGUUGUCUCUCGUCAGGGAGUUUCAGUAGACCCUCCUGAGCGCGUCGCGUUGGCCCGUCGCGUAGUCUUCAUUUACGCAACCCCGCACAACUCCUGGGAGACCUUGGGACUAGGUUGUCUGUCAAAUAACUUAAUUUACGCUCGCUUUACAUCUCUUGUAAUCACUACUUUCAUAUAGGCCAUGACGCACCUUGUUUUCCCCCUCAGAAUUUUGCAUAACCAAUGUUUCCCAAUUCUCCAGGGUAUUACAGUCGUCCCAAGAGAAAUCGAAAACAAUGGUUAUGCAAAGUUUUGGGGGGUAAACAGGGUGAAUUAUGGUCUAUGUGAAAAUGGUGAAUACUUUGCUUGUUUCUGAACUUCUCAUAUCCUUGUCGACCUCUGUCGGACGAUGACGACGGUGGAGAGACCAGGGACUAGGUAACUUAAACACCGCACAGCGCAGACCACCGUUAACCGGCCUUCACGUACGAUUUAUCAGGUCAGUUAGUCUUAAAAUGUUGAACGUGGAUCACUUAGGGUGUGCUGACAGUGUUCCUUUAAGCGAAUCCAAAAACGGAUUUCUGAUCCGAGAUUUGCCGGAUUUCGCGGUCGAAAGGAACGUGAAAUCCGAAAUUGGAUUUGUGACCUUGGUAACCUUUCGCAAACGCGUGCAAUAUGCAUGACAGCCUGAGCCUCUCAAGAAAUGACAUGUUUUCUACUGUUUGACAAAUUAUGCGAUUAUACCGUGCAGAAUUUUGUGGUCGGCAGUUCGAAUAACGACGAUGGAACAUAAACAGAUCAAGAAAGUAGCGUGUUAAAGUUGAAAAUUAUCUAAAGGUUGUCGGCUCAGUUUGAUCCAGUUUCGUAGCUCGGUUUUCUAUGUAACACGAUCGAGUGCCUAUCGCGUCCAAGAGCGAGUUUGUAGAAAGAUAGCAGUUAUUUGUCCCUUUUAGUUAUUUGUGUUUUUAAGCAAUCUUUAGCGACAAAUGGUCAGCACAUGGACAUUUUACUGUACCACCAUGAACAAUCUUCUAGUGUUUUCAGAUGUUUUACGGCAAAUGGCAGCAAUUAGGAAACUCUACGGGAAUACUUCAACUGGAAGUACAGCUGGAUCAUCUGACUAAUUGCGAAUCCACUGUGAAUGGAACAGCGUAGAUGACUAAUCCGUUAAUCUGGAUUCGGAUUCUUCGGAUUUCAAAUCCAAUGUGAAUCCUUUUUCAAAAAGGAUUCACCAGAUCAAAAAUCUGAAUUUGGAUUUGCCGAAAGGAACGUGAAAUCCGUUUUAAGAUCCAAAUCCGUUUCUGGAUUCACCGAAAGGAACACACCCAUAAUUGUGAAUGGCGAUGUAUAGGUGUUCUAUACGCGAAAGGUUAACUGAGAAAUUGCUCAACUAUAAUGGUUUCUUUAAAACCCAUCGCUAUUCCCCUUUUCUAAAAUUCCGACAAAGACAAAGAAUUUUCGUUCAAUUUCCGACAGCGACGUGAAGCAUUAAUAAACACCGACACGAGACGUUUUAAAAUUCAGACGAGCGACAUGGGAGCCCCCCCUGGCAGGGCCUCUUAUUAGGCUCAGCAAUGAAUAGUACAUUUCGUUUGUAUUAUUCCCCCAAGCCUCGAAGCCAAGUAUGAAUUGUAAUACAUCAUGAUCAAAAUUGGUCUAUUCCUUUGUUCUUAAAGACUUUUGUUUCUUCUGCUAUUUAUAGGCUGGACUAUGGCGUUUAAGGCUGUGUCUGGAGUGAAUAAAAACGUGUAUAGUACAUACACAUCUGACCAGACAUAUUCUGAGAAAGUCUUUGUAGCUCUUGAAGUCACUAACAGGCACUUUAACCACUACAAAAACAGGAUCGUUUUAAAGUGGCAAGACAUUGGACCAACGGAGGUAUUACAUAUUUUAUUUUAUUUCUGCUGUAAUAUUGCAUUCAUAAAUCUGCCAGUAAAAUGCUCUAUAACCUGCAUGACAGACCGGGAACCCUCACAGGGUCUCAGAAGUUUCUGCAGCUUGCUCGUGGGCUACGAGAGAAUAUGUGGAAGCGUACGUGAAAGCGAGUGACCUGGAGCGUCUGAAUAUCAGACUACGCAGACGUUUGAUGGGGAAAGAAAAGGCGGCAAUUCGCGCGAGUACCUUCAUCCUCGUGCGUCGUUCGCGAUCUCGCGCGCCUUUAUCCCCCCUUGCCCUUUGCAGGGUAUUGAUGCCAUGUCUUCUCCAUUUGUCAUGCCGGAAAUUGCAUAUAAUGAUCCCGCAUUAAAUCAAAAUGACUUGCUGCAAAGAAAAUAUAAUUUAUGGUCAACAACUUAUAAAUGAUAUAAUUUCGUUUGCUUUUUGUUGGUUUGUUUGUUUGUUUCUGUCCCUACUUGCGUGUCUGACAAGGGCAAAGCAAUUAAUUUAGGAGUUUGCUUUACUUUCAAAGCUACUAAUAUAGAAUGAAGGCCUCGUCCAUACGAAUCUGCCGGGACAUAUUUAAACCACAUGGUGAUUUACCCCGAUUCGUGUGAACCGGGUCUCAAACCACUCUGGAUCGAGAACGGUUUCAAAAAUACGCGAUCUCGGUGAACAUAUUCACUGGUUUCGUGUGGACAGAAGCCCAUGCUAGCGCGCUGGUGUGGACGAAAGCCUAAAUUGUGUAAUAAUAUAAGCGGUUUCAAAAAUACUCGGAUUCAUGUGGAACAUGGCCUAAGAAUUCAGUUAAAUUCUAUUUUUGCUUGAUUUCCUAAAGGCGAGAGUUGUCCUGUAUAAAAUAGGAAAGCUGAUGAAGAAGUUGAAAUUCAACGCUAAGGGAUCAGACAAACUCAACUAG
Molecule: messenger RNA, 5081 nt
Organism: Porites evermanni
Lineage: Eukaryota; Metazoa; Cnidaria; Anthozoa; Scleractinia; Poritidae
Source: the annotation of a GenBank genome assembly